ACAUCGUUCGCUGGGCUGGGUCAAGACGACGAUUCAAUCGCGCACCCCGUGAAGUACUAUGUAAUUGAGCCCACUCUUAUUCCGCCAACAUUCAAUCCAUGGGCACUUACAAGCAAGGCAGAUUACCAUGACGAUACCUUCGAGGGAGACGAAACUGAGAUUGAAUCAAUAACGGUUUUGGAUUCGCAGACCGAGAGACUCGUCCGCAGUCGACAUCCAUCUCUCCGACAGAGGAAUGUCUGGGUCACGCAGCCCGAGUUCGGUCAAGUUUUCUGGUUCGUGGACUCACCACUCGACAGCUCGAAAAGCGUCUAUGCUGGCGGAAGACCGAUACAUUACUUCCCCGGAAGGUAUGAUGCCUACAUCAGUCGCAGAGUCAGCAAGCCUUAUGGCGAUGGACGCAAUUGGUAUCCGACGCGAAACAUCAACCCAAGGCGAUUCCUCAGACCAGCCCAACUAGAAUCUGUUCGAAACGCGUUUCCGAAGGCCAUAGGUGUCGAGAUCCGUGUUGCAGGGUUCAUGGUUGUCUUGUACGAGCAUAUGAAAUAUGUACGCCUUAGGUACCGUCACAAUUGGCCAUUAUGGUUCGCCGGUCUUCGAGUGGAGUACGAUGUCGCUCUGGACGGUUGUACGGCAGCAGCGAUCGAGCACAAGCUAGACGUGGAUGCUGCGCAAACGAGAGGAUCAGAGACCACGAGAAGCCAAUGUCGAGCUCAUUCCGCGUGUGUUGGACUGAAGGUGAUGUUGCAGAAUGGCUCCGUCGCUAUCACCACCAGAACGCAUGACAUGAUGAGCCUCGCCAUCUCCUGUCAACCACGAGAAUCCAUGGGUUUUGCAUUCCAGGAAUGGGUAGCCAAAAUAAGAGGGCUGGUGAUGACAUGUCGGUCAAUUUGGGCUCGCAGGUGCCACGGAUUGACGAACCACUCUGCUGGAACCGGCGCUAGUCUUAGCUCCCUUAAGGAAGAUCCUGCGACUGUCAUAUACACCUACGAUCAGCCGAGCCCCACAAAAUCAUACCCAACAGGGUAUGAUUACGACCUUUCUUUGAUCAUGAACCCCGUUCUCCCAAAGCUGAGCAGCCCACCAGGAUACCCACCCAUAACAGGCUGGGGCGAAUGCUCUGCAGCUCUUCGGGGAGAUGAUGCAUAUGUUGUCUGUCAGGUGGUGGAAGUCGACAGCCCGUGCGAUGCGAGUCAUACUUCGCACUCGACACAAUUUGAAAGGGCAGUGGUCCUUGGGACCGGAUACACAUGGAACAGAAAGAAACUGUCUCAAAGCGUAUAUCUACUAUGGCAUACAGCAGGGAAUGAUUCACCAGGGGCCCCUUUGUGCCUAGGGCGGCCCUCAGAUGUGUCCGCGAAAGCAGUUGUGUUUCAAAAAUUUCAGCGAUCAAUCCACCUUGGCAGCCCCAGACAUGGCCCAGGAGCGAACAAAGAGCAACGAGUUUGUGUAUCAGCGGGUUUCUCCUUCCGGCAGAAAUGA
Messenger RNA from Penicillium brevicompactum, 1482 nucleotides. RefSeq lists its product as uncharacterized. Lineage: Eukaryota; Fungi; Ascomycota; Eurotiomycetes; Eurotiales; Aspergillaceae. The annotation marks the transcript as partial. The record is from RefSeq and is a predicted model, not a curated record. The transcript is spliced from 2 exons.